Messenger RNA from Ostrea edulis (European flat oyster), 1506 nucleotides. RefSeq lists its product as uncharacterized. The record is from RefSeq and is a predicted model, not a curated record. The coding region runs from base 229 to 798 and encodes 189 amino acids. Lineage: Eukaryota; Metazoa; Mollusca; Bivalvia; Ostreida; Ostreidae. The transcript has 3 exons.
GUACACAUUAAAACACCCGUUUAUAGUCAACAAUAUACUUAGUGGAAAUUGCACACAAGAAAGAAAUCUUUCAUAACGGGUCGUCAAAUAUGUCGUUGUGCAAGACAAUGAUGUAGAAAAGGAAAACAUAUAAAGUAAAGCAGAACGUGGAAUGAUUUUCGUGAUUGUCAAACUCUCCACAAAAUGGUCAGUGAAACAACGUAAUCAAAGCUCCAUUUUGACGUUAUAAUGUUUGGGACCUAUGACAUUCCCACGAGCGCGCAGGUGCUUGGGAUGUUGGCCCCCUUGUUCCAGACUGUAGCUAUGGUGAUGAUUCUGGUCGGAAUCGGGUUACCAUACUGGUUAAUAUUCGGGGGAACCUCGUAUGGAAUUUUUCAGAUCUGCACAUCGUCUGUUACGUCAUGUUCAUUUUCUAUUACCAAGCUUACGACUUCCCAUCCGGACAGUGUAACGUACUGGAAAAUUAUGAUCUCGCUGGCAAUUGUUGGGGCUCUAUUCAUGUUCCUAUCAGAAAUCAUGAUAUUUAUCUAUCCUUGCAAGAAAGUGAUAUCUCACGGUAAACUGGCGGUCGGUGGAGUGGCGUGCUUCUUUUGUAUUCUGGGAGCGACGCUAACCUUGGCGGUAGUUGGACUAAUGAUAGGCGCUGCCAGCGUCUCCGUCACCGACGUUACUCACGUUUCCUUGGCAACCGCAGAUUACCUUGGCUGGGGGCUGUACGUUUCCGGUUCCGGGGCAAUUCUUGCCCUCUUUACCGGGAUACUGUUCUCAAUUCACUUAUUCAUCGCCUGUUAUUAUUGAAAUUGGACAUCAAGUUGGUUGAAGAAAUACGCGUGUUUUUGACAGAGAUGGAUAUAUAUUCCGUGACUCUAUAUUCUCAAUAGAUCGUUUAGAACUGUAAUAAUUUUCAGUCCCAUUUACAGACCUAAAUAUGUUCAUUUUACUCAACUUCAUUGAAGGUGAUGGUUCUAAAACAUACGUUCUGUAUAUAUUUGUUUACACAGAAAACAUAGUAGUCAUACUGUUUCAUAAUUUAUUUACUAGUACACGAUGAUCAUUUCAAUUACUUUGAUAAAACUUUACAUAAUUUAAAUCAUUUGCAAUUCAUCUAUUAUGCAUUUCAUACCACCAUGUGCCAAAUAUCUAUGCUGUUCCUUAUAUUUUACUACUAAAAUGUUUCAUACAUCAAUUACCAAAAGAAUAUGCGAUGAUUUUGACGCCAUGUAUUUACAUGUUCAUGCAAAUUUGGACUUUGAAGAUUUUAAGACAGUCAAAUGAUUUUGAAUGAAAUUGUGACAAAACUCAUCAUAAAAGAAUAUGUCAAAGGCAUUUUAUAGAAUGCAGAACACAACAUUGAAGCAAAGACUUGUUAACAUUUAAAAAGUUUUAAAUCAUUUUAAUUUUCUUUUGAGACUUCAAUAGGAAAUCCUUGUCUCCAUGUAACAUAUAACAAUCAAUGUCAAAUUUUCUGAUUUGAAGUUGAAAUAAAUAAGAUGGUUUCACAAAUAA